Trichoplusia ni (cabbage looper) is the source of this 1003-nucleotide messenger RNA. RefSeq names its product oxysterol-binding protein-related protein 1-like. The transcript has 6 exons. The record is from RefSeq and is a predicted model, not a curated record. Gene Ontology annotation, molecular function: protein binding. Lineage: Eukaryota; Metazoa; Arthropoda; Insecta; Lepidoptera; Noctuidae. The coding region runs from base 61 to 975 and encodes 304 amino acids.
CACGCUGUGUUGUGUAUUUGUGUAAUAAUGUGUUUUUAGUGUUCAAGUGUUUGGAUUGCUAUGGAUAAAGAUUUAGAAAAAGGCGAGCAAGAUGAAGACAUCCAGCCGUUACUCAAUCCGAGUGAGAGCGACCUCCUCCGAUUACGACUGCAGAGACCACGGUACCUGGGGCUGGGAGCUGGACUACAGUCCAAUCGUCCAAUACUCUCAAAGCUGUCAAUUCCCGACCUGACCCCAUCGUCCAUGGCGUCCACAGUGAACAGUACUCCCAACCUGGAGACCGGAGCCACCAUGUCCAAGCACUGGAGGAGAGGCGACCGCCGCCUUCAGAGACUCAACACUGAACUGCUGGAAGCCAUCGAUGAACAUGAUAUGGAGACCGUGGAAAAACUCCUCAACGCGGGCGCCAGUCCAAACGCGACCUGCCGUCUGAGCCUGGUCUCCGCGUGCCACGUAGCCGCCCUCAUCGGAGGAGAUGCCUUAAGCCUGCUCAUAAAGUUCGGAGCCGAGAAGCUGAGGACCGACAAACUAGGAAGAACUCCUCUACAUCUGGCUGCGUUUGCUGGAAACGCAAGACAAGUUGCUGUGCUGCUGGACUUUCCUGAAGAUAUCCAAGAGAGGGUCGGCUCGGAGAGCAUGUCCUCAGACACGGAGGAAGAUGUGAAGAAGCUCUGCCCCACUAUUAGAGAGCUGACCAACGUGCGCUGCGACCUCGGUGAGGUCAACUCACAGCUGCCGAAACCCUGGAGCGAUAACAUCGAUCAUGACUGCAGGGAUAUAACGGGACUCCUACCAAUCUUCCAACCAGGCUGGACGCCACUGCACGUGGCCAGUUCUUGCGUCCGGCGCCACUGCACACGACUCCUGCUCGCUGCUGGUGCGGACCCUAACGUCACAGAUCUAGAAGGUCGCACGCCUCUUGACGUCGCUGGCUACGCGUAUUACUAUAACCAAAAUGUUGAUGAGAAGAAGUAAGUAGAUAUAUCUGUAAUAUUUUUUUAAU